Messenger RNA from Gadus morhua (Atlantic cod), 1447 nucleotides. RefSeq lists its product as uncharacterized. Bases 454 to 1437 code for a protein of 327 amino acids. The record is from RefSeq and is a predicted model, not a curated record. The transcript is spliced from 3 exons. Lineage: Eukaryota; Metazoa; Chordata; Actinopteri; Gadiformes; Gadidae.
CUCGCGCGUCGGUGCAGCUCGGAAGGUGAACUGCACCGAGGUGGAUCAACACCCCCUAGUGGUUGACAUGCAAUAACAUAACAAAAACACGCGACAUCAAAACUGGUUAUUAUUUUGUCCUAAAGCUUGAUUUGUUUUAACCUACGAGCUGAACAUCAUGAUCAUAAAUAGGACCGGAGAAGUUUUAAACAUCUACCUAUCCCUUUUGACAUGGACUGUUUUAUUUCAGCUGUAUUAUCUAAACCUGUUUUGGUUGCUUAGUGUCCGGAGGAAAACAAUUGUUUGCUUCUAUUUUUUUUCUUGCAUUUUAUUGCUCAUUCUUUUUUUUUGUAUUAUUUUUUAAUCAUGUCAUUUAUAAAAAUGAAUUACGGGGAAAGAUUUCCUCCCCUUUUUCUGCUUGCCCCGCCCAGGGAAUAUGGCCUGGUCGGCGACCGCACAUGAGAAAAUGAGCUGAUGGUGUGUUCCGGAUGCAUCGGACACCAUCCGUCAUUUCCUGUCUUGCAUUCAAAACGGUCGGAGUUCCCCGGAGGUUCGGACAUUAAGCUCGAAGGAAAGUGCUUUGAACACUCUUCCGAACCUCGGAGCUGUUUUGAAUGCGGCAAUGCUUUAACAAAAGAAGCACCACGGAAUAUUGGUAUCCGAGGCGUUUUGAACACACCAAAAGUUAUUUCCUGGAGAGAACUCAUCAUGGCUCGCAAACGAGCGAAGGAGGGCAGUUGCUCAGUGUUUGGAUGUACGAAUGAGCACAAAAGUAUAUUUUUAGUUCCUUCAUCCGAGCCUCUAAAGAACCAGUGGGUUGAUUUUAUUUUCUCUGGAAAUGCUGCGCGAGUCUGCGCCAAACAUUUCACCGAAGACUGCUUCCUCAACUUGGGCCAAUACAGAGCUGGACUUGCUCAACGUCUGAGAAUUGAUUCUAGAUCAGUACCAACUCUCCUCGGCUCAGCUACAAACCGCAGACAACUUCUCUCAAGGGAUGUUGCCUGCCAGACAGACCACCUGGAAACGCCUACUGUAGGCACACAGCUAUCCUUAAAGACUUUGCAGUCCCACUUUAAAAGUGAAGAAGACUGUGAUGCCUUCGGAGAAUGUAGCACGCAGCGCGGCGCCACCUCAGAGAGUCUGGGUGUGGACGCCCCUGGCUCCUCCCACAUGUCCAGUCACAGCAGGGAGCUGAAGAUCCUGAGCGUCCACGGAAAAGGGGAGGACCCUUUGGCGACGGACGGCCAUGACGCCCUCUUCACCGCGUCAGAAGUGGAGGCCCAGAACUCGCUGUCUGCGGACCACAGCGCGGCCAAGAGCCUGGAGCGCGGCGAGCGGCUGGUCUGCCACGAGGAGCUGAGUGUGCAGGUUGUAAAUCAUCUUCUUAUUCAACAUCCAAAAGAGGCUUUCUCUGUUACAACUCCAGCACACACCCAUAGCAAGCACACACCUUUAUGAUUCAAUGCGU